Molecule: messenger RNA, 2626 nt
Organism: Pteropus alecto (black flying fox)
Lineage: Eukaryota; Metazoa; Chordata; Mammalia; Chiroptera; Pteropodidae
Gene: GCNT1
Product: glucosaminyl (N-acetyl) transferase 1, core 2
Exons: 5
Coding region: 771-2057 (428 amino acids)
Cellular component (GO): membrane
Molecular function (GO): beta-1,3-galactosyl-O-glycosyl-glycoprotein beta-1,6-N-acetylglucosaminyltransferase activity
Source: RefSeq, a predicted model, not a curated record
GGCGGUCGGCCGGGGGCCCUGAACCGGGAGGUGACCAACUCAUGGCAGCGCGGGCGAGUGCUGGGUUGGUGAGAGUCUGCUCCGCGUGAUUUCUCUGGGAAGCUGCGAGGUUAUCGCACCCUCCUGCGCCCCCGGGGCCAGACGCUCGCUUCAGCUCACAGCGUUUUCUCUCAGAUGAAGAGCAAAACACAGGCACCCUUGCCUGCCACACACUUCUCAUCUUUCUCGGUGGACAAAGUUGCCUGCAAAUCCAGGCUCGACAUUAUGGGCUGCUCAGGGGGAGCAGGACUUGCCUGUCUUCCCCCACUCUCCUGAUGCUCAGCCCAGUUAGCGCUCAGCCUCCUCUCUCCCGGUCCAUCACUCCUCUGCUGAGGAACAGCAAAGCACUUUCUCACUGAAAAGGUGGAAAUCUCCUAACCAAACCCAACUGCUCUUGUGACAAGUGAGGCGACCAGGGUAUAGACAGAUUAAGAAGAUUUUUUAAAAAGCCUCAUGGGACAUAUCACCAUUGCUGGAUGCCUGGUAAAAUUAAGAAACCUGACUGCAUGAGAGGCACUCUACAUGGGCACAGGAUGUUACCUGGAAUCAGAGCACUAAAUGAUCCAGACUUUCCUUAAUUCUAAGUGUUCUCGUCUUCACUUCAAGAUGCCUUUGUGCUUCUCAUAAGUGCAAACUGACAACACUCAAGGCCACGACAGAGGGAAAAUCAUUACUACUGGAAGCCUAGAAGCCUGCCCUUGAUAAAAGAAAGACCCUGAUUGUUGUUUGAAAUGCUGAGGAAGUUGCUGCGGAGGAGACUUUUUUCUUAUCCCACUAAAUACUACUUCUUGCUUCUUGUUUUUUCCCUAGUAACCUUCUCUGUUUUAAGAAUUUAUCAAAAGCCUGAAUUUGUCAGUGUUGGACAUUUAGAGCUGGUUGGAGACAAUCCUAGUAGUAAUAUUAAUUGCACCAAAGUUUUACAGGGUGAUGUAGAUGAAAUCGAAAAGGUAAAGCUUGAGAUUCUAACAGUGCAAUUUGGAAGGCGCCCUCGGUGGACAGCCUAUGACUAUAUAAACAUGACUAAUGAUUGUACUUCUUUCAUCAAGAAGCGCAAAUAUAUUGUAGAACCCCUUAGUAAAGAAGAGGCAGAGUUUCCAAUAGCAUAUUCCAUAGUGGUUCAUCACAAAAUCGAAAUGCUUGACAGACUCCUGAGGGCCAUCUACAUGCCUCAGAAUUUCUAUUGCAUUCAUGUGGACAAAAAAUCAGAGGAUUCCUUUUUGGCUGCGGUGAUUGGCAUUGCAUCUUGUUUCAAUAACGUCUUUGUGGCCAGUCAGCUGGAGAGUGUGGUAUAUGCAUCAUGGAGUCGAGUCCAGGCCGACCUCAACUGUAUGCAGGACCUCUACAGAAUGAGUGCAGACUGGAAGUACUUGAUAAAUCUUUGUGGUAUGGAUUUUCCUAUUAAAACCAAUCUGGAAAUUGUCAGGAAACUCAAGUCAUUAAUGGGAGAAAACAACCUAGAAACUGAGAAAAUGCCAUCCAAUAAAAAAGAAAGGUGGAAAAAGCAUUAUACAGUUGUUAAUGGAAAGCUGACAAACACUGGGACUGACAAAAUGCAACCUCCUCUUGAAACACCUCUGUUUUCAGGCAGCGCCUAUUUCGUGGUCAGUAGGAAUUAUGUGGAGUACGUGCUAGAGAAUGAAAGAAUCCAAAAGUUUAUGGAGUGGGCAAAAGACACAUACAGCCCAGAUGAGUAUCUCUGGGCCACUAUUCAGAGGAUCCCUGAAGUCCCAGGCUCACUGCCCUUAAGCCAUAAGUACGACAUGUCCGACAUGCAUGCAAUUGCUAGGUUUGUCAAGUGGCAGUACUUUGAAGGUGAUGUUUCCAAGGGCGCCCCCUACCCACCCUGCAAUGGUGUCCAUGUACGUUCCGUGUGUGUUUUUGGAGCAGGUGACUUGAACUGGAUGCUGCACAAGCACCACUUAUUUGCCAACAAGUUUGACACAGACAUCGACCUCUUUGCUAUCCAAUGUUUGGAUGAGCACCUGAGACAUAAAGCCUUGGAGACAUUGAAACACUGACCAUUCAUUGUAGGCAACUUUAGAUAAUAAAAAUGCUACACGAGAUGUACCCCCAUCUGAUUCUUCUGCCCUGUUAAUAAACAUCAGGAAAACUGUAGGAGGUGCUCUUUGGACCAGGGACUUGAACUCUUUAUGUCUGAGAAGCUACAUGGUUCUGCAAAGCACAUUCCGUUGGAAAGUCUAUAGAAUUAAAUGUUGACUUAGAGUUAACAUGAGGCCAGGUUGCGAGGCAUUGUAGGGAGAGAUGGCCCAGGCGGCCUGGGAAGAGUCCAAAUGCAAAAGAGCUCAGGGACUUAACAAAAUGGUAAGAUUUGACCUGUGCCAAAAUUACUUUGAGAGCUUUAAAUAUGACAGUUUUCUUGCUUGGAAUAAAUUUACAGCAACAACUAAUCAUAAUGAUGUAAUUUAUAUUGUAGGUUAUAUUUGUUGAAUAAGAAAUUUGACUUUAAAUGAUUCUUGUGAAUAAUUUACUUUCUGCUGUAACAUUGUGUUGUGUAGUGUAUCUGUGUAUGUCAUCUCAGGGAACUUGAAAAAAACAGGCUUGACUGAACAUAAAUGUUUCUGACUUG